GGUUCUAGUAACCCCUUUCCCAAACAUGGUUCAGUUGGCUGUAAUUGUUUAGACAUUAGAGCUGAUUUGAUACAUGUAAUGUCAGCCACGGUGGAAUUGCCCAGAUAAUGAAGACAUUAAAUCCUGUAGCUUGUGUAGGUAAUCUCGCCGUCGGUUGAAUAUUCUCUCCAAGAACUCUGCACGGUUGACAUGUACAUGUAUAGGACGAUCGAGGAUAUAUCAUGGCUCAAACGGAAGUGAUCCACAGCUCUUUGACCAUCGAAUCAUCACUGGUCUUUUUAGGAGUUUUCGUCCUUGUCGUUUGGCUUCUUCGAAGACCAAGGAACCUGCCUCCCGGGCCGACUGGACUACCUUUCAUCGGUUACCUCCCAAAGUUAGCCCUGCAAGGCGACGAGUACAAAUCCCUGGCCCUGCUCGCCAAUACCUACGGGGAUGUGUUCAGUUUUAAUCUGGGCGGGCAGCUGGUGGUUGUCCUAAACAGUUACGAAGCCAUCAAGAAAGCCCUGGCUCAUCCAAACACCAGUGACAGACCACCGACGCCUUUCUACAUCAAGGCCACACCGGACAAAGACGCUCUGGGUGUUGCUUCAGCAUCCGGUCAAAGCUGGACCGAACAGCGCAAGUUCUCCCUGAAAGUGCUGAGGGGUCUCGGUGUCGGAAAAUCAAGCUUUCAGGAUGCCAUUGCUGGUGAGGCAGGCUACCUGAUCGGAGAGAUGAAGAACCUAAACCAAAAGCCAUUGAAUCCGACUACAUUGGUUGGUAACGCCGUCUCAAACGUCAUCUGUUCCGUAACCCUCGGUAAAAGAUUCGAGUAUUCUGACGGCAAGUUUCAGGAGCUUUUGAGGAUGAUAAACAGGAACUUUGAGCUCGUUGGCGGAGGGUCUAUGUACCAGUAUGUGCCAUUCGUGCAGUAUCUAACAUUCAUCCCUACCUUUACAGAGGUGCAAUCCAACGUUCACAAAAUUGUUGGAUUUCUGAAAGAAAACGUCGACGAACACCGUCAAAAUUUGGAUCCGGACAAUCCCAGAGACUUCAUGGACGUCUUUCUCGGUGAAAUCCAGAGCAACGAGAGGAAUAACAUCAAGAGUCACAUCUCGCCCAGCAACAUGCUGCUGACUGUCUUCGAAAUUUUCGUUGGCGGGACAGAAACCACCUCCUCCACUCUCUGCUGGGCCUUGUUGUACAUGCUGGCUCACCCGGAGGUUCAGAGCAAAGUCCAGCGAGAGAUAGACGAGGUGGUCGGCCGCAACCGUCUGCCUCGCAUCGCCGACAAGCCCGAGUUGUCGUACACGGAGGCGACCAUCAUGGAGGUGCAACGCAUCGCCAGCGUGGGCGCACUGGGCGUGCCUCACAUGUUCUCGCAAGAUACGUCAAUCUUUGGCUACGAUAUGCCCCGCAACACCAUUCUGAUUUCUAACCUGUGGGCAGUCAGCCGAGACCCGAACCUCUGGCCCGAACCGGAGAAGUUUCGACCGGAGAGGUUUCUGGACGGGGAUGGGAAAGUGAGGCUCCCAGAAGAACAUCUGCCUUUCUCCACAGGUCGUCGAGUAUGUCUGGGGGAGCAGCUGGCUAAGAUGGAAUUGUUCAUCUUCUUCUCUUUCCUCCUGCAUCAGUUCACCUUUAAGAAACCAGAGGAUGCCCCGCCCAUCUCCCUCAAGGCAGUCAACGGCUUCACCUUAACACCCACUCCCUUCGAAAUAUGUGCGGUACUGAGGGAAUGAAAAUGUUUGAAUAAGGAGUACCAUUUCAAAUCACUGAGUAUAUUAUAUAAAUGUAUAUAUAAAAUCUCACCUUUGCACACAAAAGUUCUGUGCCAUUUUAAAGCAUAAGAGCAUAUUACAGGCACAUUUUCCUUAUGGUUGUACAUACCAUGAUAACAUAGUUUAGUUCUGAGUGUCUGUCUUAUUUAAUAAAUUACUUCAGGUAAAAAAUGCACGGAAUUAUAAAGUUGUAAAGUUAUAAUAAAGUUGACACACCGGAAUACUGGUUCCACGGCUAGCCCAAUGCUGCAAGAGGCCGAAUUACUCAGAAAGACUUGAGCAGUGUCCAUGCGCGCUGUCCUGUAUCUUACAAAUUUGCCUUGCAAACCGACCUUUUAAAAAUGUAGUUAUUGCAACACGAGAAGUCGAUUAAAUAAUUACUUGUACUUGUUAAACUAGUCUCUUUAUUCAUCAGGCUUAUGGAAACCAUUUACUCUGCGGAGUAUUUUUAAGGAGACAUUUAAUUCAUUAAUUAAAGGGGCAAUCUUCGUUACUCAAAGGGCAACCUUCAUGUGUUAAAGGCUAUAGGCUAUGCACCAAAGGCAAGGAAGUUGGAGACUAAUCACCAUUAUCUAAAGUGUAUCUGUAUAAUCAAGUUUAUUUUAAUCAUUUUUUUCCAUUAUCAAAUAUACAUUAACACAUCAAAUGAAUUAAAAAUCAGGCAGUUUCUUUGUGUCUGAUCUGGCAACUCGUUUCCAUUAUUUUCAUAAAACUGUCGAUCUUUCAAGGUAAUCCACGUAUAAGUACUGGAUACGAUAUGUAUAUGAAUAUAGACAUACUACUUAAAGGCUUGGCAUGUGUGAAAAACUGGUGUAGAGUACAUUCAAGGAAAAUACACUAAACUACUUACCAUGAUAAAAGCCGUGUUUUUUUUUUAAUGUAAAUGCAUAUAUACACCAAUAAAACAGGAUCAUUAAUAAAGCACAGCAGUUUUAUGAUUUGAGAGACUGCUUUUAUGGCUA
Patiria miniata (bat star) is the source of this 2722-nucleotide messenger RNA. RefSeq names its product cytochrome P450 2U1-like. The transcript is spliced from 4 exons. Gene Ontology annotation, biological process: xenobiotic metabolic process. Gene Ontology annotation, cellular component: cytoplasm; intracellular membrane-bounded organelle. Gene Ontology annotation, molecular function: iron ion binding; oxidoreductase activity, acting on paired donors, with incorporation or reduction of molecular oxygen, reduced flavin or flavoprotein as one donor, and incorporation of one atom of oxygen; heme binding. NCBI's taxonomy places the organism in Eukaryota, Metazoa, Echinodermata, Asteroidea, Valvatida, Asterinidae. Bases 222 to 1721 code for a protein of 499 amino acids. The record is from RefSeq and is a predicted model, not a curated record.